AAAGCACGAUAAUGUGUCCACCAGUGACAACAUAAAAGUUGACUUCACUGGAUCAAAGUUUAAAACAACGUUGUAACAAUGUUCCGAAGUUUUGUCUUUGUCGUUCUGUGUCUGUGUGUUGCCUCUGGCGAAGAAUCGUGCGACCGAAGUGAAAUGGAAAAUACAAUUUGCAGUCUUUGCAGUCAACGAAGAGGCGGGCAGUUACUUGAAUCAGGACAUCAGGUUGCCUUUUUUGCCUACAUGUCGCAAAGUAUUCAGAUAAAUGCCAUUUCCAAAUACAUGACUUUUGUCUACGAUCGAGUUGAAACAAAUGUUGGAAACGGAUAUGAUGUACGAUCUGGCAACUUUACAGCUCCAGAAAACGGGGUCUACGUUUUCCAUACCAGCACAACUUCGUAUGACAAAUCUGUAUGCUCGGUAGAAGUUGUUAAGAAUGGCCAGAUUAAAGAUAUCACUUUAGCUGACUCAGGACAACAUGAUGACAGAGCUGUUGCUUCCUCAAUGACUAUUCUCAGUUUGACGAAAGGAGACAUCGUUUUAGCCCGAGUUGGCACAGCGCAAUCUGGAAAUUAUCUGGAAAGUAAUCAAUAUACCAGAAUGAGCUUCUCCGGAUUUAAACUGGCAUAAGGGAUAAUAGUACAUUUACAAAUAUAAUUCAUGUACAUGUAUGUAUGUGAAAUUAGUUUUAUUUAAUGAAUUAUUAUGCUUUUUACUUCUACUUAAAAAUUCACUGAAUUAUUAUCAAUUUGAAACAUUCAUUUAAAA
Magallana angulata is the source of this 765-nucleotide messenger RNA. RefSeq names its product complement C1q-like protein 4. Gene Ontology annotation, molecular function: protein binding. NCBI's taxonomy places the organism in Eukaryota, Metazoa, Mollusca, Bivalvia, Ostreida, Ostreidae. The record is from RefSeq and is a predicted model, not a curated record. Bases 79 to 627 code for a protein of 182 amino acids. The transcript is spliced from 2 exons.